AUGGAGCUUCAACUAGGUCUUUCCCUUCCAACCUACAAUUUUAUCGAUAACUUUGACUUGAACAAUGAUGGGUUUGAGCCAAAAGAUCAGAUGCUUGGUUUGAAGCCAUGGAUCAGCUGUGAAGAUGGUAAUUACUUGGACAACAAACGUAGCUUUGAAGGAGCCUUUGGAAAGAAAAUCAAAGAUGCAUCUCAGGAAUUGCCUUUACUUUUAUGGAGUGGCCAGCCAAAUGAUGGAGAUGAUCAGGAUGGAGAAAAGAAAAUAUCCUGUAGCAUUAACAAGAAUGAUGGAGUGGAAAAUCAAGUUGUGGGAUGGCCACCUAUUAAGUCAUGGAGGAAGAAGGUGUUUCAUCACCAGCAUCAACGUGGUCAUAUGGUGAAUAGUAAUAGAAUGGCAACAGCUGGGAAUUAUGAAAAUGGUGCUGCUGGAUCAAACUCCAAGUAUGUAAAGGUGAAGAUGGAAGGAGUAGCAAUCACAAGAAAGAUUGAUUUAAGGCUCUACGACUCAUAUCAGACACUCACGAACUCCUUGAUUACCAUGUUUGCCAAAUGCCAAAAACUGGAAAAAGAUGCUGCUGCUGCACGUUACACACUGACAUACCAAGACAGAGAUGGGGACUGGCUGGUUGCAGGAGAUGUUCCAUGGCAGACUUUCAUUGAGUCUGUGCAGCGUUUAAAGAUAGUGAGGAAUGCUGGUUAA
Dovyalis caffra is the source of this 699-nucleotide messenger RNA. Lineage: Eukaryota; Viridiplantae; Streptophyta; Magnoliopsida; Malpighiales; Salicaceae. The record is from the annotation of a GenBank genome assembly.